ACUCCCGGCCAUAUCAAAUCACACCUCCUUUGGGUAACGAUGUGGUCACCCAAUACAAGCAUUCCUUAUUUAGCCUGUUUCCUGGUCACUUAUUUCAAGUUUUCAGAGGGACUAGGAGAAAAUAUCACCGUGUCUACCAAGUUAGGGAAAUUAACUGGAAAGAAAUUCACUGUACUGAACAACACUGUAGAUGUUUUACGUUUUCUUAACAUCCCUUAUGCUCGUCCGCCAGUGGGAGAGCUACGCUUUGCUAAGCCACAACCCUACGGUAAAUGGAUGGGAACUCUUGAUGCGACUUCGUAUGGCCCAGCAUGCAUACAACAGCCAGAAAAGGGUUUCCCUUACCAUGGUUUCUCAGAAAACUGUCUUCAACUGAAUAUCUACUCGCCCAAGAAGAAAUUUUUAAACGGAAAUCUUCCAGUUAUGGUAUGGAUUCAUGGAGGUGCGUACGUUAGUGGCUCUGGGAUAUUGUACGAUGGACUCUUUCUGGCUGCCAAAGGUGAAGUAGUUGUUGUCACCAUUAAUUAUCGACUGAACAUUUUUGGAUUUUUCACUUUUAAUAAUGACAUUGCGAAAGGGAAUUAUGGACUUUGGGAUCAAAGACUAGCACUUCAAUGGGUAAAAUCUAAUAUAGAAGAUUAUGGUGGAAAUCCAGGUCAAGUUACAAUAUUCGGUGAAUCUGCGGGGGGAUUCAGUGUUGGUUUACAGAGUUUGAUCCCCUUGAACAAAGGACUUUUUCAAAGAGCUAUAGCUGAAAGUGGAGUUGCAAAUUCUUUUUUGUCAUUUGGAAAAACGAAUAUUACUUCAAUACUAGUGGCAGAUGAUUCGGGUUGCAAAUUCGAUCCAUCAACUCGAAACUUUAGGACGGUUCUGCAAUGUCUGAGAACAAAAACAGCAGAUGAACUGCUACAGGCUGAAAAUAAAUUCCAAAAUGACACAGCGGCAUCGAUUCAAUUAUUCAUCAGGUAUGGUCCGGUCGUCGAUGGCGAACUUUUUACAGAAUUGCCAGUUGAUAUUUUUAGGAAGAAAAAUUCGCCCGCAUAUGACUUUUUCUCGUCUUUAGAUAUAAUAGUCGGUAAUUGCGACACAGAGGGAUCGAUACUAUUAGCAACUAAACCCGAAGUGGAAGAAAAAUACCACUUCAACAUUAGUACUGGCUUCCCAAACAAAUUCGUGUGUGACAGUCUUAUCCCUGCGUUGUCUGGGGAUUUUUUUCAAGGCAGCUCUAAGGUAUCUAAAGCUGUUUGUAAGGAAUACGGUGUCAUGAACAAUAUUUCAGAGCAAAGCAGACAGGUGCUAGAUAUGUACACGGAUUUGUUUUUUCUAGUUCCAGCAGUAUCUACCUUGAAUGGUCAUGCAAAUUCAAAAUCUAACAGUGCGCGAUAUCAGUACAUCUUCACAGAGAAGAGUCCUCGACCUUUAGGUCCCCCGCGACCAUCGUGGUACAGGGGAGCAGGCCACGCAUCAGAAGUUGUCUUUCUUUUCGGAAUUGAAUACCUCUACCUAUUCAAUAUAACAGUGUCACCCGAGGAUAUGGUGUUGGCGGAUAAACUGAAGGCGUAUUGGUCCAACUUUGCCAAAUAUGGAAAUCCAAACAUGGAAGGACUGCCCCAGUGGCCUGAGUACGAUAUACAUGGACGGCAGUAUCUAACAUUAAAUGCAGAGAAGAUAUCGUCAAACAGUGCAUAUAAUGCUAAAAGAAUUUCAUUCUGGUUAGACUAUAUACCGUCGUUACUGCAAAAACAUCCAUGUGAAGCCGAAAUCAUGCAUCGAGGACAUCAUAGCUCUUUGUUUAUCGUGACUACAUUGUUUGUAAGUGGACUUACAUUGGACGAACAACCAUAUUAUCAAAAUUCAAGAUUGGGUGAAAUAAAGGGUAUCCAGAAAGUGGUCAACAACGGUACCACCGUCUUCAACUUCCUUAACAUACCUUACGCAAAGGCACCCGUUGGAAAUCUCAGAUUUGCCAAGCCAGAACCGUUUGGAAAAUGGGAAGGGAUGCUUGAUGCCACAAAAUUAGGAAAAGCUUGCAUUCAACCUCCUGAUCCAUUCAAUGAAACGAUAUAUAACGGAUUCUCCGAAGACUGUCUUCAGUUGAAUAUAUAUGUUCCAAACAAUAUGUCAGCGGUUACCAAAAAAAGUGUUAUGGUGUGGAUUCACGGUGGUGCGUAUAUCUUUGGGUCCGGCACGCUGUAUAAUGGUACAAUGUUGGCUGCUCAUGGUGACGUGGUCGUCGUCACCAUCAACUAUCGUCUUGGGAUAUUUGGCUUUCUGUCCUUUAAUGACACAAUCGCCAGAGGUAACUAUGGACUCUGGGACCAACUCUUAGCAUUAAAGUGGGUGCAGGAUAACAUUGAAGACUAUGGGGGUGAUCCUUCCUCUGUGACAAUUUUCGGGGAAUCUGCAGGGGGAUUCAGUGUUUCGCUUCUGUCGUUAAUCCCUAGCAAUAAAGGACUAUUCCACAGAGUAAUUGCCGAGAGUGGGGUGUCCGACACGUUUCUCUCCCUAUCGUAUCAUGCAAAACUCGUUUCUCUUGGACUUGGUGAUGCUCUUGGUUGUGUUUACGACCCAAUAACAAGGAAUUUCAAAACUGUUCUUUAUUGUUUGAGGUCCAAAUCACCAGAAGAGAUAUUCAAAACCUUAGAUACUUUGGAACUUUAUUUUCUAUCAUCUUUAACUGUUGGGAUACCAUUUGCACCAGUGAUUGAUGGAGAAUUGUUUAAUGACUUUCCCUCCAAACUUCUUUCCGAAGAUUAUUCAAAUGAAUUAGCCUUUUUCAAGUCCUUGGACAUGAUCAUUGGCAACUGUAAUAUGGAAGGUUCAUUAUACUUGGGAAUGACUCCACAAGAACAAGAAAAAUAUGGAUUCAAUAUAACGACUGGUAUCCCUCAGGAAUUCUUCUGUGAUAAGUUUAUUCCUGCAAUUGUACAGUCUUACUUUGAUCAUAACUCAAAAGUAUCCAGUGCUAUUUGCCAAGAAUAUAAAGUAGAUAAUAACCCGGAUGAACAGAGUCGACAGGUUCUGCAGAUGUACACCGAUUUAUUCUUUAUUUCCCCAACAUUUUCAUCAUUAUUAGCUCGUUCUCGGGGUAAAGCAUACAGAAACACGUAUCAGUACGUGUUUUCCAAUAAGACACCGCUACCUUACGGUGCUCCGAGACCUGCAUGGUACAGGGGUUCCGGUCAUGCCUCGGAGUUGCCAUUCCUUUUCGGUAUAGAAGACCUCCAUUAUAUACACCGUCCUGUUACAGCGGAGGAGUUUGAAUUGUCUUUUAUCAUGAAGGAUUUGUGGACAAAUUUUGCCAAAACAGGAAAUCCAAAUGGACCUAAACUUCCAACAUGGCCACAGUUCGAUCCACAAAACCAAUAUUUUCUACAACUCAACUACGACAAUUUAACUGCAUCCAAAAGCUACGACAAGGACCGGGUGGACUUUUGGCUUAAAACUGUCCCUAGUAUUAUUGAUAAAACUGGAAGGAGAAAAAUUUCUAUAAAUAAUCUAGUGUUUCAAUUAACCUUGUCCAUUGUGGCAUAUCUAUGUCUAAGAGGACUUGCAAUGGAAGAACAACCAUAUGUUCUCAAUACCAGAUUAGGAAACGUGAGGGGUAUCCGUAAAGUGGUCAACAACACAGGUACAACGACCGUCUUCAACUUUCUUAACGUACCUUAUGCAAAAGCACCAACUGGAAACCUCAGAUUUGCCAAGCCAGAACCGUUUGGAAAAUGGGAUGGGAUACUUGAUGCCACAAAAUUAGGAAAAGCCUGUAUUCAACCACCUGACCCUUUCCAUGAAACGACAUAUCACGGAUUCUCCGAAGACUGUCUUCAGUUGAAUAUAUAUGUUCCAAAUAAUGUGUCAAUUGGUGCCAAAAGAAGUGUCAUGGUGUGGAUUCACGGUGGUGCGUAUAUUUCUGGGUCCGGCACCCUGUAUAAUGGUACAAUGUUGGCUGCUCAUGGUGACGUGGUCGUCGUCACCAUCAACUAUCGUCUUGGGAUAUUUGGCUUUCUGUCCUACAAUGACACAAUCGCCAGAGGUAACUAUGGACUCUGGGACCAACUCUUAGCCUUAAAGUGGGUGCAGGAUAACAUUGAAGACUAUGGGGGUGAUCCUUCCUCUGUGACAAUUUUUGGGGAAUCUGCCGGGGGAUUCAGUGUGUCGCUUCUGUCGUUAAUCCCUAGCAAUAAAGGACUAUUCCACAGAGUAAUUGCUGAAAGUGGGGUGUCAGACUCCUUUCUAUCUCUAACUGUGCAAGCCAAAAACGUGUCAAUUCGCGUAGGAGAAACUCUGGGUUGUAGUUACGAAGAUUCCCCAAAAACUCUAUACUGCAUGAGAUCAAAAUCACUAGAAGAAAUAUUGAAAGCUUUGUAUACAUCUGGCGUGUAUCUAUCACUAACGGUUGGAAUACCGUUUGCACCGGUGAUUGAUGGAGAAUUGUUUAAUGACUUUCCCUCCAAACUUCUUUCCGAAGAUUAUUCAGAUGAAUUAGCCUUUUUCAAGUCCUUGGACAUGAUCAUUGGCAACUGCAAUAUGGAAGGUUCAUUAUACUUGGGAAUGACUCCACAAGAACAAGAAAAAUAUGGAUUCAAUAUAACGACUGGUAUCCCUCAGGAAUUCUUCUGUGAUAAGUUUAUUCCUGCAAUUGUACAGUCUUACUUUGAUCAUAACUCAAAAGUGUCCAGUGCUAUUUGUCAAGAAUAUAAAGUAGAUAAUAACCCGGAUGAACAGAGUCGACAGGUUCUGCAGAUGUACACCGAUUUAUUCUUUAUUUCCCCAACAUUUUCAUCAUUAUUAGCUCGUUCUCGGGGUAAAGCAUACAGAAACACGUAUCAGUACGUGUUUUCCAAUAAGACACCGCUACCUUACGGUGCUCCGAGACCUGCAUGGUACAGGGGUUCCGGUCAUGCCUCGGAGUUGCCAUUCCUUUUCGGUAUUGAAGACCUUCAUUAUAUACACCGUCCUGUUACAGCGGAGGAGUUUGAAUUGUCUUUUAUCAUGAAAGAUUUGUGGACAAAUUUUGCCAAAACAGGAAAUCCUAAUGGACCUAAACUUCCAACAUGGCCACAGUUCGAUCCAAAGAAUCAAUACUUCCUUCAACUCAACUACGACAAUUUAACAGCAUUCAAAAACUACGAGAAAGAAAGGAUGGAUUUUUGGCUUAACAAGAUACCUAAGACGAUUGAUCACACCGUACAUUCCACCUUUACCCACCAUGAACACGGCGAUAAACAGUUGAUAAAAGCCAAUAGACCCAUGGAACAGCGAUACGUUGAUGUUCCCUUUCGAGUUCUGAUCUUGGUCUCUGUUUUAUCCGCAUGUCAUUGUGCGAAAACCACAAGAAAUGUUACCUAUAACACGACUCUGGGAGUGAUUACAGGACUAGAAGUUCUCAAUGGUUCAAACCCGGAGUUAUAUCAGUUUCUCAAAAUACCAUACGCAGUACCGCCCCUUGGCGGACUAAGGUUCUCAAAACCAUUGCCUCACGGAAAAUGGAACGGUACUCGAGAUGGAACUAAAUUUGGUCCAGGUUGUCUUCAGCCAAAAGGGUAUGCCACAUCAGUUGAAUACACAAGUGAGGAUUGUCUUUUUCUCAACAUAUACAUUCCGUUCAGGUUACAAAAAACGGACAGGAAGCCAGUGAUGGUGUGGAUCCAUGGGGGUGGAUACUACGUGGGAGCUGGUUCAUUUUACGAUGGAAGUACGUUAGCUAAAACGGGUGACGUCAUAGUUGUUACAAUUAAUUAUCGUCUGAAUAUAUUUGGGUUUUACACAUUGGAGGGUUCUUCUGCAAAUGGAAAUUACGGGCUGUGGGAUCAAAUUAUGGCUAUUGAGUGGGUGAAACACAACAUAGCAGAUUAUGGCGGAAAUCCAGAGCAGAUAACCAUCUUCGGAGAAUCCGCUGGAGGUUUCAGCAUCGGACUUCUAUCUUUGAUGCCGAUAAACAAGGGCCUCUUUCAACGUGCAAUAAUGCAAAGUGGCACAUCCAACUCCUUUUUAACUAUUGCGAAUCCUGAAUUGACUUCCAAACUCGCUGGGAAUAAAACAGGUUGUCCUUUCAACAACGAAAACCCUGAACAAACAUUAAAAUGUAUGCGGAACAUGUCCUAUACCGAUAUUGAAGCUGGGACAUUUACUCUCGAAAUACAACCAGAAAGUUCUCCCCGUUUACACAUCGCUUUUACCCCCGUGGUUGACGGGGAGCUUCUGGAUAGAGAACCCGCUGAGAUUCUUCGAGAUCCUUCAUCGCCAGGAAAUAAAUUCUUCAAAUCGCUGGAUGUUAUGGUAGGAAACUGUGACAUGGAAGGUUCUCUUUACCUUAGCACAAAUGUUGAAGUCCAGAAAAAGUAUGGAUUUAACAUGACAACAGGUAUUCCGAGAUCAUUCUUCUGUAAUACUUUAUUGCCUGCAAUUGCUUCCGAAUACUUCAAUGACAAUCAAAAUGUAUCUUCUGAGGUGUGUAAGGUGUACGGAAAAGGAACCUCUCUGGCUGAGCAGAGCAUGGAUGUUUUACACUGGUACACGGACAUGGUUUUCCUGGCUCCGUCUACCUCCACUUUACUAUCGCACGCUAACAGUAUAACAACGACACACCAGUACAUUAUAACACAACCUCUACCUGUGUAUUUAGGAAAUGAUAAAGGUCCACCUCAGUGGUUCCAAGGAUCCGCCCAUACAACUGAUUUAUUAUAUUUAUUCUUUGUGGAAAACUUUGAUGGUUUCCAUCCUAACACGACAGUCAAACCAACUGCCGCUGAUUUUCGUCUUGCACAAAGAUUGCGAAAGUAUUGGACAAAUUUUGCCAAGACUGGAAAUCCAAACUCGGACGGGGUGCCAAAAUGGCCAUUAUACACUUGUGAUAAUCGGGCUUAUAUCCAUCUGAAUGAUGACGCUGUUACAGCUGGUAUGAAUUAUCGCAAGGAAGAAAUGGAUUUAUGGCUUUAUCGAAUUCCUGAAAGCUUUCAAUACAAAGAAAUUCAUACCAGAUUGGGUCCAAUAAAGGGAAAAAAAGCCUUUGUUGGAAAAAAUAAAGAUUUGGUUUACCAGUUCUUGAAUAUUCCAUUUGCUAAACCACCAGUUGGAGAUUUGCGAUUCAAAGAACCAAUAGAGUAUGGGAAAUGGAAUGGAACACUAGACGCUACAAACUAUGGUCCAGCAUGUUUUCAGGACAUUACAUUCACGAUAUGGUACGGAACGUCUGAAGAUUGCCUACAGCUAAACAUCUAUGUUCCUUUCACUACCUUUCCAACGACUCCAAAGUCUGUAAUGGUGUGGAUUCACGGAGGCGGCUAUAUUUUUGGAACUGCCUCUUUUUAUGAUGGCAGUAUGAUUGCAGCCGUGGGUGAUGUUAUUGUAGUGACCAUGAAUUAUAGGCUUGGAAUUUUCGGAUUCCUAACGUUAGAGGAAGAUGGAGCAAAGGGAAAUUAUGGUCUUUUAGAUCAAAUCCAAGCCCUGAAAUGGAUCAAAGAUAAUAUUGCUGACUAUGGUGGUAAUCCAAAUGAUAUAACUAUUUUUGGAGAAUCGGCAGGAGGUUUCAGCGUGGGGUUGUUGACGCUCAUACCUGAAAAUAAAGGACUGUUUCAUCGUGCAAUUCAAGAAAGUGGUACUGCAAAUUCUAAACUCACCAUCGCUAAUCCAACAAAAUUCUCUAUUGAAACGGCGAAAGAAUUAGGAUGCUUAAACAAGUCCACUAGUCUAUUACAAUGCAUGCGCAAAACAUCAGCUCGUGAAUUACUAACGAAGAGUGAAUUAGUGGGAACAAAACUAUGUAAUAUUAGUGAUCUGUUUUGUUUACAAUAUGGCCCAGUUGUAGACGGUGAAAUUAUUCCGCGGACACCUGCUCAGCUACUCUCAGACAAGACGUCCGCAGCGUUCAAGUUCUUCACGUCUCUGGACAUUAUGAUCGGGAACUGCGUUACGGAAGGUUCUCUUUUUCUGGCGGAGCUCGAAAGUGAUAUGCAGUUUCAAAAACACUACAAUAUUACAGCUGGAAUUCCACGGAAGUACUUGUGCGAUACCAUGAGUCCAAACAUUGCAGAACAUUACUUUGAUAAUACCACUAGGGUAUCUACGGCGAUAUGUAAGGAGUAUGGAGUGAAUAACAAUCUUUCAUUACAGAGCCGUGAGAUACUGAAUGUGUUCGGAGAUUUAUUCUUUAUAUCCCCAUCUGUUUCUUCCUUGAAUGUUCAUAUCAACCCUGAGUCCAGUACCUACCAGUUCAUUUAUACGCAGAUCCUUUCAUUUGUUCUUGGACCCAAAAAGCCUCCGUGGUACAUUGGCCCCGAUCAUGCCGACGAAUUGUACUACCUCUUUACUAUGGAAUACUUUGACAAAAUCUUUCCAAAUGUCACAAUAACGCAAUCGGACCGUCGGUUAGCCUUUCAAAUGAGGAAGUAUUGGACAAACUUUGCAAAAACUGGGAAUCCAAACUCGGAAGGACUUCCUGUUUGGUCACCAUACACCCACGAGUCUCCGAGAUACUUGCAGCUCAGCAAGAACAACAUGGAGAUAAAAACUGGCUACAGAAAAGAGAGAACGGACUUUUGGCUACAUACACUACCGGAUCUCUUCCAUAAGGCAGAAUCUAGCAAAGCGUCGAAAUCUUUAAACAAGGGAUUAGUUCUUAGUAUGAUGUUGUUAAUUGCAUGUUGUAAAAUUUGAACUGGCCAAAAUAAAAAGAAAUAAAUACA
Messenger RNA from Ostrea edulis (European flat oyster), 8684 nucleotides. RefSeq lists its product as uncharacterized. The transcript has 12 exons. The coding region runs from base 40 to 8655 and encodes 2871 amino acids. Gene Ontology annotation, molecular function: hydrolase activity. The record is from RefSeq and is a predicted model, not a curated record. NCBI's taxonomy places the organism in Eukaryota, Metazoa, Mollusca, Bivalvia, Ostreida, Ostreidae.